Messenger RNA from Rosa rugosa (rugosa rose), 1177 nucleotides. Its product is annotated as chloroplast processing peptidase-like. The record is from RefSeq and is a predicted model, not a curated record. The transcript has 6 exons. Gene Ontology annotation, molecular function: serine-type endopeptidase activity. Gene Ontology annotation, cellular component: chloroplast thylakoid membrane. Lineage: Eukaryota; Viridiplantae; Streptophyta; Magnoliopsida; Rosales; Rosaceae. The coding region runs from base 259 to 843 and encodes 194 amino acids. Gene Ontology annotation, biological process: thylakoid membrane organization.
UUCUCUGCCUCUCUCUCUCUCUCUCUCUCUCUCUCUGUCUGAAGCUGAAGCUGAAGCUGAAGCAGAGUCAGUUUUUAAUGGGCAAUUGGGCACGGCGAUCACAAUCACUUAGAUUACAGAAACGGUGUAGUUCGAUCACAACCCACAAUCACUAGCUUGUUUCCCCUUUGCAAAAGAUUGAAGCUUUUCGAUCCAAGCUUUGUUUUCUUAAUUUUUGUUCUUGUUGUUGUUUUGUGUGUGUGUUUCAAUCUUUUUGCUAUGAGCUUCUUGCGGCCCUCUGCUUUGUACCAGUGCCUCCUUGCGUACCCUUCGCUGCGGUGGAUGCCGUGUCAGAGUUGGGAGUUUCUCCGGUGGCCGGGGCUCGAUGGGUUCAUGAGACUCUUGGUCGUGGUGCUUCUCUGGACUAUGUGUUCAGAAAUCCGCUUCAUUCCAUCAUCUUCCAUGUACCCGACUCUUCGUGUUGGUGAUCGAGUCCUGGUUGAAAAGGCCUCAUAUUACUUCAGAACCCCUGCUUUGCAUGAUAUUGUAACGUUUCGAUAUCCAACACAGGAACCUGGAGACUUAGAACAGAUUGUUUUCAUAAAGAGGAUUGUUGCAAAAGCAGGAGACUUGGUUGAGGUUCGGAAUGGAUGGCUCUAUGUCAAUGGAAUUGCACAGAAGGAAGAUUUUAUCGCAGAACCACCCACAUAUGUAUUAGAUUUAACUUAUGUGCCUGAAGGCCAUGUAUAUGUGCUGGGUGACAACCGUAACAACAGCUAUGAUUCUCAUGUUUGGGGACCCCUUCCCAUGAAAAACAUCAUGGCAAGAUAUGUCACGUGUUGUCACAGACCUCCAUGCAGUUAACUCGAUAUUUGAAGACUGGCUAGAGGUACUCAAAGCUAAAGGAUAUGGCAUGAGAGGUAGUGUAGAUAUGCGUCGAAUGCAGUCAUUCGUACCCCGAUUCUGAUUGUAAUUCCAUUUUUAACAUUCAAUCAAGGCAACUUGAUGCUGGAUGCUGUCUGUAUUUGUCUGUACUGUAGUACAAUGCCUAUGACUUGCUGGUAGACAAUUGACAGAAAACUAAACUUCUUGUCGAUGCUCUAUUACAGACAACUCAACUUCUCUGUAGUAAUCGAUCUAUUGGUCUGUACUCUGUUGUAUAAUAAUGCAACUUAACUUCUUGUGAUUGCUUUAACCA